Messenger RNA from Sander lucioperca (pikeperch), 4634 nucleotides. It is a transcript of the gene adcy8, whose product is annotated as adenylate cyclase 8 (brain). Gene Ontology annotation, molecular function: adenylate cyclase activity. The record is from RefSeq and is a predicted model, not a curated record. The transcript is spliced from 17 exons. Gene Ontology annotation, biological process: adenylate cyclase-activating G protein-coupled receptor signaling pathway; intracellular signal transduction; cAMP biosynthetic process. Gene Ontology annotation, cellular component: plasma membrane. Lineage: Eukaryota; Metazoa; Chordata; Actinopteri; Perciformes; Percidae. The coding region runs from base 900 to 4436 and encodes 1178 amino acids.
CCGCCCAAGCCAGGUGUUGCAUUCAAUUGAAGCGCGAGCCCCUCGUGUCUAUGGAGAGGCGCGAGAAGGAGGGUUGAAUCCGUGUUGCGGAGCUCGCGCACCCUGACUCUGUCUGAACCUGCCUCUCGAGCAACAACAAGUUGACAAUUUUGAAUGAUCCUCUGACAGAAACGGAUUAUAUUAACGGAUUUUUAAUUCUUUGUUAUCGUUUUCUUGGCCUCUUCAGUCAGCGGAUUUUGUCUUUUUGUGGCAUCUUUUCUGAACGUUACAGUAAAACGGGAAUUAACGUGAUUUGGGCUUUUGUUUUCUUUGCUCUACAGCGGCAUGCGCAAAUAGGAAAGGAAUGGCAAAGUAAACGGACCCAGUUGUGCCAACGACGCGCGAGCCGUUUUGGGGGGGGGUUAUACAGUUUAAAUAGAUUACAUAGCCUAUAUAUUUUUUUUUUCUGCUGCCUGACACCGCGUGCACCCUGAACCUCCGCCUUUUGCUUGUGACUGAUCCCGGCUGCCCGUGGCGCCGCGGCACCCUGAUGGUGCGGACGGUCGGCGCACGGUGGCUCGAGCUGCCGUUUGGACACGCCGCCCGGUGAUUCAGCCUUCAGCACGGAGACACUGUGCAUGGUGACGAUGAAGAUGAUGAUGGUGAGGAUACGCGGUUGAUUCCGGGAGAUGCUUUUCCACUUGAGUGGGAUUUAUGUGCUGUUUCUUAAGUGGAAUCGUUCGCGUGACGAUGACCUCCAACCGCGCUUUACCCCGUGCUGCGCUCGCCCCAAAAUCUUCGAGCUAACCGUUCCUACAGCCGGGAACUGCGGGAAGGGAGGGAUAAUAUUAGCCGACGCAACCGUAAGAAGAACACAAUAACAGCAGCAGCAGCAGCAGCAGCAACAAGCGGCAGCAGUGAUGGAGCUGUCCGAGGUCCGGUGCUCCAGCGCGAGCGAGGAGCUGUACACCAUCAACAAGACGCCGAGUAGCAGCAACAACAGCAGCAGCAGCGGUAGCGGUGGCGGCGGCGGCGGCGGCGGCAGCGCGCGACCCAAACGCCUGCUGUGGCAGAACGCGGUGCGGCACAUCACAGAGCAGCGGUUCAUCCACGAACAGGGCGGGGGAGGCGGGGCGGCGGUGAAGGACGAGCCCUACGACCCGAGCCAGGGCGCGCGGAAGCACUCUGCGGGGCGGACGUCGGUGGGAGACCGGCACAACAACGGUGGCACCAAGGUGUUCCCGGCGGAGCGCGCGAGCAGCGACCUGGGCUUCCUGCAGAUCGACUGCGCGCCGAGCAACUCGGACUUUUUCCUGAACUGGGGCUACACAUACCGGGGCGUCAUCUUCCCCACACUACGGAACUCCUUCAAGUCCCGCGACCUGGAGCGGCUCUACCAGCGCUACUUCCUGGGCCAGAGGCGCAAAUCCGUGGUGGUGAUGAACAUCCUGGACGUGGUGACGAAGCUCACGCUGCUGGUGCUGCACCUGACGCUGGCCUCCUCCCCGAUGGACCCGAUCAAAGGCACGCUCCUGGGCUUCUUCACGGGCAUCGAGGUGGUCAUAUGUGCCUUAGUGGUGGUGCGGAAGGACACCACGUCGCACAGCUACCUGCAGUACAGCGGCGUGGUCACGUGGGUGGCCAUGGCGACGCAGAUCCUGGCGGCCGGGCUGGGCUACGGGCUGCUGGGGGACGGGGUGGGCUACGUGCUGUUCACGCUGUUCGCCACCUACAGCAUGCUGCCGCUGCCGCUCACCUGGGCCAUCAUGGCCGGCCUGUUCACCUCAGGGCUCCACAUCCUGGUCCAGAUGCUCAUCUCCCAGAAUGCACCGCUCUCCACCAACCAGGUAGCGGCUCAGGCUGUGUUGUUCAUGUGUAUGAACACCGCUGGGAUAUUCAUCAGUUACCUGUCGGACCGCGCUCAGCGGCAGGCCUUCCUGGAGACGCGGCGAUGCAUCGAGGCUCGGCUGCGACUCGAGACAGAGAACCAGAGACAGGAGAGACUGGUGUUAUCAGUCCUGCCACGUUUUGUAGUUUUGGAAAUGAUCAACGACAUGACAAAUGUAGAGGACGAACACCUCCAGCAUCAGUUUCACAGAAUCUACAUCCACCGCUACGAGAAUGUCAGCAUUCUUUUCGCAGAUGUUAAAGGCUUCACAAACCUCUCCACGACGCUGUCAGCGCAGGAGCUGGUGCGAAUGUUGAAUGAACUCUUUGCACGCUUCGACCGCCUCGCACAUGAGAACCACUGUCUACGGAUAAAGAUCCUGGGAGACUGUUACUACUGUGUGUCUGGUCUCCCCGAGCCCAGACAGGACCACGCCCACUGCUGUGUGGAAAUGGGCCUCAGCAUGAUCAAAACCAUCAGAUAUGUGAGAUCACGUACGAAACACGACAUCGACAUGCGUAUUGGGAUCCACUCAGGAUCGGUGUUGUGCGGUGUGCUGGGACUCAGGAAGUGGCAGUUUGACGUCUGGUCCUGGGACGUCGACAUCGCCAACAAGCUGGAGUCUGGAGGGAUCCCAGGGAGGAUUCACAUCUCCAAAGCGGCUCUGGACUGUCUGAACGGCGACUACGAGGUGGAGGAGGGUCACGGGAAGGACCGCAACGACUUCCUGCGCCGCCACAACAUCGAGACGUACCUCAUCAAGCAGCCGGAGGAGAGCACGCUCAGCCUGCCCGAGGACAUCAUGAAGGAGUCGGCCAGCUCGGCGGACCGCCGCGCCAGCAGCACCACGUUUAACGAAGCGUCCUGGAGCCCCGAGCUUCCCUUCGACAACAUCGUCGGGAAGCAGAAUUACUCCCAGAUGAGGGACGAGGUGUUCAAGUCCAACCUGGUGUGCGCCUUCAUCGUGCUCAUCUUCAUCACCACCAUCCAAAGCCUGCUUCCCUCUGCCAGGAUGGUAACCAUGGUGAUCCAGUUCUCAAUCCUCAUCGUCCUCCAUUCCUGUCUGGUCCUAGUUACCACGGCGGAAGACUACAAGUGUCUGCCUCUGGUCCUGCGCAAAGCCUGCUGCUGGAUCAACGAGACGUACGCAGCGCGAAACGUCAUCAUCUUCAUCUCGAUCCUCAUCAACUUCCUGGCAGCCAUGAUCAAUAUACUGUGGUGCGACUUCGACAAGUCCAGCACCUUGAGGAACCAGACGUACAACGAGUCAGUCUCCAUCCCAGACAUCUGCUUCUACCCAGAGUAUUUUGUGUUCACGGGGGUCCUGGCGAUGGUGACGUGCGCCGUCUUCCUUCGGCUGAACUCGGUGUUGAAGUUGGCGGUGCUGCUGGUGAUGAUCGCCAUCUACGCGCUGCUCACGGAAGCUUUCUACACCUCGCUGUUUGUCCGCUACGACACCGUCCACCACAACACAGAAAAUUUCCUGGGGACCAAAGAGACGUCUUUGCUCCUGAUGGCCAUGUUCCUCCUCGCUGUGUUUUACCACGGCCAGCAGCUGGAAUACACGGCGCGGCUGGACUUCCUGUGGCGUGUCCAGGCCAAAGAGGAGAUCAACGAGAUGAAGGAGCUGCGGGAACACAACGAGAACAUGCUGAGGAACAUCUUGCCAAGCCACGUGGCCCGACACUUCCUGGAGAAGGACCGGGACAACGAGGAGCUGUACUCCCAGUCCUACGACUCGGUGGGCGUGAUGUUUGCGUCCAUCCCGGGCUUCGCCGACUUCUACUCCCAGACUGAGAUGAACAACCAGGGAGUCGAGUGCCUCAGGCUCCUCAACGAAAUCAUUGCCGACUUUGACGAGUUGCUAGGCGAGGAGCGUUUCCAGGACAUCGAGAAGAUCAAGACGAUAGGCAGCACCUACAUGGCCGUCUCCGGUCUGUCGCCUGAAAAGCAGCAAUGUGAAGAUAAGUGGGGUCACCUGUGUGCGUUGGCUGACUUCGCCAUCGCCCUCAACGAGAGCAUCCAGGAGAUCAACAAGCACUCAUUCAACAACUUCGAGCUGAGGAUCGGGAUGGCCCACGGCUCGGUGGUGGCAGGCGUGAUCGGCGCCAAGAAGCCCCAGUACGACAUCUGGGGGAAGACGGUGAACCUGGCGAGCCGCAUGGACAGCACGGGGAUCAGCGGCAAGAUUCAGGUGCCCGAGGACACCUACCUGAUCCUGAAGGAGCGCGGCUUCGCCUUUGAGUACCGCGGCGAGAUCUACGUCAAGGGCAUCAGCGAGCAGGAGGGCAAGAUCCGCACGCACUACCUGCUGGGCCGCGUGCAGCCCAACCCGCUCAUCAUGCAGCCGCGGAAGAUCACGGGCCAGUACUCGCUGGCGGCCGUGGUGCUCGGCCUGGUGCAGUCGCUGAACCGCCAGAAGCAGAAGCAGAUCCUAAACGACAACAACAACUCGGGCAUCCUGAAGGGCCACCACCACUACAACCGGAGGACGUUGUUAGCGCCCGGCAGCUCCGAGGUGGGAGCGGGACAUCACCCGGAAGCAGCUGAUAAGACUGAGCUGUCCUGAAGGGCACACGGGAGUUUUAGUUCCACACUCUGCAGGCAGAAUAAAUUCCAGAGGUUGAGUUAAACGUCAGCGGAUGAGGCUUUCUUUUAAGAUUUUUUUUUCUUUUUCUGGCAUUUUAGGCCUUUAUUUGACAGGUCAGCUUAUACAUUUAAGGGGAGAGAGAGAGAGGGGGAACGACAUGCAGCAAAGGGCUGCAGG